AAGUGCUGGGAUUACAGGCGUGAGCCACCGCGCCCGGCCAGGCGGAAAUAGUCUUAUAAACAACACUCAUUUCACUGAGGUCUCAUAGUAAUCCACAGGGCUGGAAGUAGAACGUAGGCCUCCUAGCCUCUGGGCACACCUGGCUCCCUGCAGCCCCCACUCCUCAGACCCCUUCCCCCAGCAGCAGCUGCUGAGCACUCCUUAAGUGGAUCUGCCAUAAUCCUCUUCCCUUCAUCCCCCAGGGAGGAUGAGCUGGUGUUAAGACUAAUACAGCCAUUAAUCCUGUUUCCUCCCAACCAUGAUCCCCAGGAGCAGCUGGGUGGAGGGCGUCUGGGUUCUGGACCAGAAAGUAGGGAUCUCAGCUAGAGCUGGUAUCCCAGGAGGCCAUGUUAGAUCAGAUACAUCAGUUAUGACUCAGAAAGAGGCUUCUAGCUGCUAGUAAUGGCUCAGGCUGCCUUGAGUGAUUCUCCAUUACCAGAGUUGUGGGAACAGGCCAACAAGAUUCCAGAGCAGAGAGUGGACAGAUUCCAGUCUGGGGCGGAGGCCCGUACAGCUGUGCAAGGCCAGAAUUCUGUGUGAACAAGUUGCUGUCUCUGAGGACUAGCCAUCCAGAGGAGGAAAGAAAACACAAAUGCUGGGGACCUGUCACUUCCAGACAGUGCCAGCUACCAGAUUUAGCCCAUUGGCUCAGCCCUUUUCUGGUCCCAGGUCUGUCUUUUCUGGGCGCUUGGAGACCUUCAGGCCAGGCCCACGUCUGGGUACACUCUUUAUCCUGGCAUAGUUCUUGGACACUGAGCUGAAGAAGGAAGAUGGUGAGACAGAUGGAACCUGGGCCUCUGGGAAUGCCACAGUGUUUGGAAAAGCCCAUUGAGGAGGGGGAGGGAAGUGUAGGUGAAUCUUUUGUGACCCCCAGCCUCCUUUCCUAGUGGCUCUGCGGACACUUGGUCCAACUCCUUUCUUCAAUGAGCAGAUCAGGGAGGAAACGAACGCAGGGCGUCAGAGCCAGGAAUGCUGGGCAGGAAGGAUGUGUGGGUUCCGAGAGAAACCCCAUUCACCAAGGCCAUGGAAGUGGAGGCUGCAGAGGCCCGGUCCCCAGCCCCCGGCUACAAGCGCUCGGGCCGCCGCUACAAGUGCCUGUCCUGUACCAAGACAUUUCCAAACGCGCCCAGGGCAGCGCGCCACGCUGCCACACAUGGGCCGGCAGACUGCUCUGAAGAGGUGGCCGAGGUGAAGCCAAAGCCAGAGACAGAAGCUAAGGCAGAGGAAGCCAGUGGGGAGAAGGUGUCAGGCUCCGCGGCCAAGCCUAGGCCCUAUGCGUGUCCUUUAUGCCCCAAAGCCUACAAGACGGCACCCGAGCUGCGCAGCCACGGGCGCAGCCACACGGGAGAGAAGCCCUUUCCAUGCCCCGAGUGCGGCCGCCGCUUCAUGCAGCCCGUGUGCCUGCGCGUGCACCUGGCCUCGCACGCUGGCGAACUGCCCUUCCGCUGUGCGCACUGCCCCAAGGCCUAUGGCGCGCUCUCCAAGCUCAAGAUCCACCAGCGUGGCCACACAGGCGAGCGGCCUUACGCCUGCGCCGACUGCGGCAAGAGCUUUGCUGACCCUUCAGUGUUCCGCAAGCACCGGCGUACUCACGCUGGCCUGCGGCCCUACAGCUGCGAGCGUUGCGGCAAAGCCUAUGCGGAGCUAAAGGACCUCCGCAACCAUGAGCGGUCCCACACCGGCGAGCGCCCCUUCCUCUGCUCCGAGUGCGGGAAGAGCUUCUCCCGCUCAUCCUCGCUCACGUGCCACCAGCGCAUCCACGCGGCACAGAAGCCCUACCGCUGCCCUGCCUGCGGCAAGGGCUUCACGCAGCUCAGUUCCUACCAGAGCCACGAGCGCACGCACUCGGGGGAGAAGCCCUUCCUGUGCCCGCGCUGCGGCCGCAUGUUCUCCGACCCCUCGAGCUUCCGUCGCCACCAGCGCGCGCAUGAAGGGGUGAAGCCAUACCACUGCGAGAAGUGCGGCAAGGACUUCCGGCAGCCGGCGGACCUGGCCAUGCACCGGCGUGUGCACACGGGCGACCGGCCGUUCAAGUGCCUGCAGUGUGACAAGACGUUCGUGGCGUCCUGGGACCUCAAGCGGCACGCGCUGGUGCACUCUGGCCAGCGGCCCUUCCGCUGUGAGGAGUGCGGGCGAGCCUUCGCCGAGCGUGCCAGCCUCACGAAGCACAGCCGGGUGCACUCGGGGGAGCGCCCCUUCCACUGUAACGCGUGUGGGAAAUCCUUUGUGGUGUCGUCGAGCCUGAGGAAGCACGAGCGGACCCAUCGAAGCAGUGAGGCCGCGGGGGUGCCCCCUGCACAGGAGCUGGUGGUGGGGUUGGCGCUGCCUGUGGGCGUGGCAGGUGAGAGUUCAGCCGCCCCGGCAGCAGGGGCGGGGCUAGGGGACCCUCCAGCAGGGCUGCUAGGGCUGCCCCCGGAGUCAGGUGGUGUGAUGGCCACACAGUGGCAGGUGGUGGGCAUGACGGUGGAGCAUGUGGAAUGCCAAGAUGCUGGUGUCCGGGAGGCUCCUGGUCCCUUGGAAGGGGCAGGCGAGGCGGGGGGUGAGGAGGCUGACGAGAAGCCCCCCCAGUUUGUGUGCCGAGAGUGCAAGGAGACCUUCUCCACAAUGACGCUGCUGCGUCGGCACGAGCGCUCACACCCGGAGCUCCGGCCCUUCCCCUGCACCCAGUGCGGCAAGAGCUUCUCUGACCGGGCUGGGCUGCGCAAACACAGCCGCACUCACAGCUCAGUGCGCCCCUACACCUGCCCCCAUUGUCCCAAGGCCUUCUUGAGUGCCAGCGACUUGCGCAAGCAUGAACGCACCCACCCUGUGCCCAUGGGGACCCCCACACCCCUGGAGCCCCUGGUGGCUUUGCUAGGAAUGCCUGAAGAGGGGCCGGCCUGAAGCCUAUGACCCCCCAGCACCACACUCCGGGAGCCCAGCCCCCAUCGGGGGCUUCCUGUACCUCCUUUUGCCUGGCUCUGCUCUUUAGACUCCAGAUCCCUACCCCUCAGCAACUAGCUCACCUGUCGCCCAGCUAAGAGAGCUGGGACAGUGGAGGCUGGCAGAAGCUGAGACGUGACUGUCUAGGAGUAACACUCAUUAAAGCUUCCAUUUUGGCACCA
This is a messenger RNA of Gorilla gorilla gorilla (western lowland gorilla), 3143 nucleotides long. RefSeq names its product zinc finger protein 668 (gene ZNF668). The transcript is spliced from 3 exons. The record is from RefSeq and is a predicted model, not a curated record. Lineage: Eukaryota; Metazoa; Chordata; Mammalia; Primates; Hominidae. Bases 1009 to 2922 code for a protein of 637 amino acids.